Molecule: messenger RNA, 246 nt
Organism: Arabis nemorensis
Lineage: Eukaryota; Viridiplantae; Streptophyta; Magnoliopsida; Brassicales; Brassicaceae
Source: the annotation of a GenBank genome assembly
AUGUCAUACGACGAUGUGGAGAUAGAGGAUAUGGAGUGGAACGAAGAGAUUCAGGCUUACACUUAUCCUUGUCCUUGUGGAGAUUUGUUCCAGAUUACGAAAGAAGAUCUCCGUCUCGGCGAAGAGAUCGCCAAUUGCCCAAGUUGCUCGCUCUAUAUCACCGUCAUCUACAAUAUGGAGGACUUUCAGAACGAUACCAAGAAGAACAACGAACCUCAAAGUCGCCAGCCUAUCGCCGUCGCUUGA